Molecule: messenger RNA, 528 nt
Organism: Recurvomyces mirabilis
Lineage: Eukaryota; Fungi; Ascomycota; Dothideomycetes; Mycosphaerellales; Teratosphaeriaceae
Exons: 2
Coding region: 1-528 (175 amino acids)
Source: RefSeq, a predicted model, not a curated record
AUGCCUCACGCCAUUCGCCCCUCGUACUUCCGUUCGCUGUCUUCUUCGAGCCAAAAGGACAAGCCGAGAUUAUAUCUGGGACUGUAUCCUCGCUGUAGUGGCCAUGGCGACUGCGACUCUUAUCAUUGGACGCUCCUGUCUUCGAUGUUUCACGAGGACGACCUGUCAGAACUGCCUCUCGCACAAGCAGGUCUGAUGGUCCGCAUCACCGUUGCGAAAGUGCUCGAUCCUGAGCGAGUACAGCAAGCUCUGCAGAAUCUUAGACCUAGGAGUAGCGGCAAAGGUGUCUAUGGGCAAGAAAGCUGUGCACAGUGGACCAGGAAUGCUAUCAAGGCAUUACUGUCCGAUCCGGCUUGCGUGAGAAGUGUGCUGGACAUAGAAGAUUGGGACAAAGUGGAGAAGACUGCUCGGGACUACUGCAAAUACAAGAGAAGAGACGGUCGGUUUUCGGAUACUGCGGAUGGGAACUGGAAUAAUGAGGAAGUAAGCACGUACAAUGCUUGGGAGAACAGGGAGACGACAGCAUGA